Bradysia coprophila is the source of this 1622-nucleotide messenger RNA. RefSeq lists its product as uncharacterized. The record is from RefSeq and is a predicted model, not a curated record. NCBI's taxonomy places the organism in Eukaryota, Metazoa, Arthropoda, Insecta, Diptera, Sciaridae.
UGGUGCUAAAAUACAAAAUGUCAUCAUUUGUUUACUUACAUUUCAUGUUUUCUAUUUAAAGAUCUCCCAUUCAUAAAUCGUAAUAGAAAAGAAAACGCUCAGUGGAAACUCAAUUCGCGGUUUUAAAUGUGAAGACGAAAUCCAGUGAAUGCAAUAAUAUGAAUGGAAGCCAUACGAGCUAUACAAAUUUAACCAAAAACGAAAGUCUUGCCAAAUACGUACGCCAUGUAACACAAAUAAGAAAACAAGCAAAUGCCAAUUCGGUGACGGGCGUUGAGUUUGAUGAUUUUUUGUUUAUUCGAUAUUUGAAUAGUGAAACGGAACGGAAUACUCUGUACAGUACAAAAGCGAAACAAUUUCUGCGCCUUUUGGUGCGGAAACGACGAAAAUUCCUAUCCUACGUAUGCAUCGUGAGCACCAUAUUCUGUCUAGUCGUCUAUCGCAAUGAGACAUCGAAUUUAUUUAUGAAAAACAUACAAAAUUACAUUUAUCCGUUGAUGAGUGUAUGGAGAUUACUGACACUGCCGAUUAUUAAAGUGUUCCCCGGAUUAACUGAACUGUACGAUGAGUCUUGUUUGGUAUCGAAUCCAUUCUUUCAAGUCAAGGACCUAGACUGUCGUCCCUGUGCUGGAGUGAUAAACGUUUUGGAUCUGAGCACCGUUCCUCACAAUACGGAGAAUGUGCCCCACAUUUUCAAGACAAAUCAGUCAACUGUUGACAUCAAAACACUCAACGACAUUUACAUGAACCACUUGGACGUGUUUGUAAACGACGCCAAUCGAGUCCAAUCGACCAAUCGAAACAUCAAAACACUCAAAGAUCUGUUCACCGACUUUCUGAACGAUACUCAUCAACUCGAAAGCCACACACUGUGGCGCUGCAAUCGCAUGAAUCCCGCUCAAAUUUUACGCCAAAUAAUUCCAAAACCGAAACGUCUUCCGACUUCUGGUAUGAGCAUCGAAAGAUAUCUGGCAAUCGACACGGCCUCGGCACCGCCAUAUCGUAUACCGGACGUGGAUUGUUCUGCGAUAUUUAUAAUCCAAUUGAAGGGUACCAGAACAAUUCUGCUGAGACCGACAGCCGAGUGCAAGCAAAAGUGUCGGACAAUAUCCGUUCGACUGCCACAGUCAUAUGUUUUAAACUAUAACUGGUGGUACUGGAAACCAAUCUCAUUGCCAGACCAUAUCACCAAACAGCCAUCAAUAAGCUAUAUCGGCGCUUUCUGCUAGUCAACCAGUAAAAUAUUCUCAAUUUACAAAAUGUAUUUUUUUUGUUUGUUUGUUUGUUUUAAUCAUCAAAAUGCCAAUUAAUUUUAAUUUUUCCAAAAUACGUGUGCCUAAAUUACGGAGCCAAAUUAUUAGUUAUUAGCGCUUGGAUGUAAUUAAUUUAAUUAAUUAAUUUAGAAAGUUUUUUUAAGAAAUUUUUCAUUUAUUUUCUUCAAAUUUAAAUGUUUAAAACAUUUUUUUUCGCCUGUAAUCGUACUAAAAAAUCAGCAAUAUUAUUAAUAGUAAAAACAGGGUUAUUUGCACCCUCUAGCUCAAAGUGAAGAUUGAUUGAAACGCUUCACUUUGGCUUUUUGUUUGCAAGCGUGCUCACAUUUCGAUGCAGAGAACGUUUUUUUU